This is a messenger RNA of Gigantopelta aegis, 1053 nucleotides long. Its product is annotated as multiple epidermal growth factor-like domains protein 10. NCBI's taxonomy places the organism in Eukaryota, Metazoa, Mollusca, Gastropoda, Neomphalida, Peltospiridae. Bases 1 to 1053 code for a protein of 350 amino acids. The transcript has 8 exons. Gene Ontology annotation, molecular function: scavenger receptor activity. The record is from RefSeq and is a predicted model, not a curated record.
AUGGCUGGUGUCGUGGACCUGCUCUCUGUCCAUUGUUGUAUCGGCGUUGUUGUUGGUAUGGCGUCUGAUGUUGUUGUUGGCACGGCGCCUGGUAUACUGGCUGAUGUUGUUGUUGACAUGGCCCCUGGAAUGCUGGCUGAUGUUGUUGUUGACAUGGCGCCUGGUAUACUGGCUGAUGUUGUUGUUGACAUGGUGCCUGGUAUACUGGCUGAUGUUGUUGUUGACAUGGCGUAUGGCGCCUGUGAGCCAGGGAAAUAUGGUUUGGACUGUAGCUACACCUGUCACUGUGACUCACGCAACUGCAAUGACGUCACAGGUUGUUCUGGUAUUUGCCUGGUAGGAUUUUCUGGAUCAAGAUGCACAACAGCAUGCCAGGCUACGUACGGUUUUAACUGUAACAUGUCUUGUGAUGCCAGACACUGUCUCGGUAAUAAGGACUGUGGCGUGUUUUAUGGAAACUGUACAGGUGGUUGUCAAGCUGGCUGGGAGUUACCCGAUUGUAUAACUGCAUGUGAUAGUGGAUUCUAUGGUACUGACUGUAAGUUUAACUGUUCAAAACGAUACUGCAAAGAGGGAACGACGAGUUGUAACAAUGUCAAUGGCUCCUGUGAAGGUCCCUGUCAGACUGGAUGGAAAGGAGUUGACUGUGCAGGAUGUGAUGGGAAAUACGGCCCAGAUUGUUCAUUGUCGUGUGAUGCCAGACACUGCAAAGACAACAAUGCACCAUGUGAUCACAUGGCCGGAUCUUGUGAAGGAGAAUGUCUGCCUGGUUGGCGAGGUGCUACAUGUACUGACAAGUGCAGUGAUACGACCUAUGGUGAUAACUGUACAAUGCUGUGUUCCGACAGACACUGUAGUAACACGGACUCUUGUCACCAUGAGACUGGUUAUUGUGUUGGCGGGUGUGUAUCGGGAUGGACAGAAGCAACCUGCACUGAAGAGUCUUUGCCAUCAACCGGUUUUCCAGUUGGACCUGCAGCUGGCGGCAUCAGUGCCGCAGUGGUUGUCAUUGUUGUGGUCAUCAUCAUUGUCAUAGUUUUCAGUGGAAUAUGA